CCUACAGGAUAAUGGAAUUGGGGUAGUAGAGCACACAUUGGGGACAGACAUAACGAAGCAUCCCAAAUCAAUGGAUGGGGGAAAGAAAUGUUUGCUGUGAACGUAGGAAGGCCUCUGCCAUUUCUUCCUGAAAAGGGUUUGAUGAGCUUGAUUGUACAUGUACAUGGACAUGUACAUGAUGAGACACCAGUCAGUUCCUCAUACUGAAGAACUUCAUCGAACUAUUCUGCACUCAAUACAUGUUUUCCAAGAGCCAUUGAAGUUUAUACUGCCUAUAUUCUCACGAUAUAAUGUGUCAUUGGGAUUCUGCCAGGUAUCGGAGGUUCUAUAUAUGCCUCAUAUUAGGAUUUCAGGUUCCCUCGGAUGCAUCGGACGCCUAUCCAGGAUACGGCAGAAGGUGGUUAUCAUUGUGAUGGAAACUUCAAUGGGUAACAUUGUUCCAGGAGAUAUGAAGGGAUUAAGAUAUGACUUCUGCUAUGAGUUCAUCAACCUUUGAGGUUACUCUGCUUUAAUAAGCUAAUAUAAAUGGUAAUGCAUAAUGUGAUAAUUCUCAUGCACAUUCUCUGUGAGCUAUAAACUAGAAUGGUAUUUAUUAGUUAAGUGAAUAUUGAAAGAAUACAUUUAUGUGAUGGAUAUAUACAUCAGUUAGUUUCCUGUUAACAUGACAGUGACAAA
This is a messenger RNA of Blastomyces dermatitidis ER-3, 675 nucleotides long. RefSeq lists its product as uncharacterized. The record is from RefSeq and is a predicted model, not a curated record. The transcript has a single exon. The coding region runs from base 158 to 496 and encodes 112 amino acids. Lineage: Eukaryota; Fungi; Ascomycota; Eurotiomycetes; Onygenales; Ajellomycetaceae.